GGAUAUCGACAGCAGAAUACAAGCAAAGUCAUGUUCCUUAUCUUGAAGAUGCUCGUUCUGUUCCUUUUGAGCUACAUCGCACUUAACUUGUAUCUUUUCUGGAAACGACGACAAUACCGACACAUCGCUUCAUUUCCCAUACCCAUUUCGUUGAAGUGGUUCAUGGGCCAUCUUCCAAAUUUAAGGAUGAGAAUAAAUCAGGCCCCAGAGGAAAACUUUAUGCAAAUAGUCGGUGAAUAUCAGAAAGAGUCAGGUGAAGAAACAGUAGUUUUGGCGCUGUUCACCAUGAACUUGGUCUUGACUCUGGAUCUUAGAAUUAUACCCAAACUCCUCACCGACCGGAUUACUUUUCAUAAGAGGGAAAUACUGAAGCAAACCUUGGGUUGGUGUGGUAAGACUCGAGCAUUCGGAAACCAUGGGUUACUGAGUGACCCGGGAGGGGAUGUGUGGGCAGCUAAAAGAAGAAUAAUGGACCCUGCCUUUACCAGAUCUUUCCUUCGAACAACCAUGGACGGAAUGAACAAAGUUGCUGAAAGAUUGGUCAAAGUCCUGAAUACAAAAGCCGAAUGUGGCCAAGCCUUUGACAUCUCAGAAUUUUUGGACAGAGCCGCUUUCGAGGCGAUUUCGUUUUGCGGAUUUAACUGGAGCGAAGAAAUGGCAGCAGAACACGGAGACGCAGCAUUGAAGAUGGCCCGAGUGAUGGUUCAGUUAACGGCAGUGGUCUUCAAAAAUCCACUGUCCUUCAAGAAUCCGUGGGGAAGAUUACCUGAAAAAGAGCAAUUCAAAAAUGCAGUUCAACCGAUUCGAGAUUUAAGUAGGAAACAUUUGGAGAAAAUAGGAGAUAAAGCUGUUACAGAAAAUAAUGUUUUAUCGCAUAUCAUCCGAGGAAAUGACUGUUCAGAUGAUCUGACGAUGGAAGAUGUGAUUGAUGACUACAAUGUUUUCCUGGUAGCUGGCAUGGAGACAACAUCCAUAACAAUGGCAUGUGCUGUAUGGUUCAUAUCAAUGAACCCUCAUGUUUACCAAAAAGCUCAAGCCGAGGUUAAGGAUGUUUUCGGAGACAGAGAUCAGAUAUGUUUUGAAGAUGUUCAAAAGUUGGUGUACAUUGAAAUGAUAAUAAAAGAGAGUUUGAGGCUCAAAGGACCAGCCGUUGGAACUACAAGACAGUGUCAGUCUCAUGGAACAAGUAUUAACGGAGUAUCCUUUCCAAAAGGAACCAAGUUUAACGUCCCAUACUUUAACCUGCACGUUGAUUCCAGGUAUUGGAAAGACCCUGAAGUUUUUGACCCAGAACGAUUUUCACCGGCCUCCAUGAAAAACAUUGUACCCUAUACCUACAUGCCUUUCUCAACAGGUCCAAGAAAUUGCAUUGGGAAAAACUUUGCCAUUUUGGAGAUGAAAGUAAUUUUGGCGAAUAUUUUUAGAAAGUUUGUGGUUGUGAACGCGACCCCACAGGAAACAGAUCUUAUGAUGCUGGGAAACAUUACAAUUAGACCAAAGAAUGGAGUUAAUGUUAGAAUUUUUACGAAGUAGAAAUAAAUUGUUUUAAGUUUAGAUUACUGAAUAAUGUGAUCUAUCUUUCAUUUAUUAAAAUUUGAUGUUUUGUGAUUUAAUUACCUGACCGUACUAUAUUCAAGAUGUGAAUUGGUCUGAUGUUACAUUUUAUUGUGCGAUUAAAAUGAUAAAAUAAUUGUUUACUAAUCAUUA
Bolinopsis microptera is the source of this 1707-nucleotide messenger RNA. RefSeq names its product cholesterol 24-hydroxylase-like. Gene Ontology annotation, molecular function: iron ion binding; heme binding; cholesterol 24-hydroxylase activity. NCBI's taxonomy places the organism in Eukaryota, Metazoa, Ctenophora, Tentaculata, Lobata, Bolinopsidae. The coding region runs from base 31 to 1533 and encodes 500 amino acids. The record is from RefSeq and is a predicted model, not a curated record. Gene Ontology annotation, biological process: cholesterol catabolic process. The transcript has a single exon.